Molecule: messenger RNA, 2298 nt
Organism: Callithrix jacchus (white-tufted-ear marmoset)
Lineage: Eukaryota; Metazoa; Chordata; Mammalia; Primates; Cebidae
Source: RefSeq, a predicted model, not a curated record
ACUUGUAGUUUCACCUACUCGGAGCCCGAGGAAAAAGAAUCACUGAAGCCCAGAAGUUUGACAUUACAGUGAACGGUGAUUAUGCCAUUGCAUUCCAGCUUGGGCAACGGAGCAAGAACUUGUCUCUAAAGAAGAUAUAAAUACAAAAUAAAAAUACAAUGGUCUCUGAAGAAAAUCUGGGAAGCCCCAGACAUUGGAGGAGCAAAGUAAAAGUUCACAGUUACUGAGAGAAAGAAAGACGGAGAAAACAGUGCCACCACACUCAGAAGAAAAGAGAGGAGGAUAAGAAUCAACUUUCACAUUGAAACAACCUUCUUUCCAACUCUAAAGGAUUUCUGAUUUAGAAGGGAACAACACCCUGGACAUGGCUGCAGAGAUUCACAUGACAGGCCCAGUGAGCCUCAUUGACAACACCGAAGGGCAACUGGUGGUGAAUCCAGAAGCUCUGAAGAUCCUGUCUGCAGUUACGCAGCCUGUGGUGGUGGUGGCGAUUGUGGGCCUCUACCGCACAGGCAAAUCCUACCUGAUGAACAGGCUGGCUGGGAAGAACAAGGGCUUCCCUCUGGGAUCUACAGUGAAAUCCCACACCAAAGGAAUCUGGAUGUGGUGCGUGCCUCAUCCCAAGAAGCCAGGACACACCCUAGUUCUGCUCGACACUGAGGGCCUUGGAGAUAUAGAGAAGGGUGACAAUGAGAAUGACUCCUGGAUCUUCUCCCUGGCCAUCCUCCUGAGCAGCACCUUCGUGUACAAUAGCAUGGGAACCAUCAACCAGCAGGCCAUGGACCAAUUGCAUUAUGUGACAGAGCUGACAGAUCGAAUCAAGGCAAGCUCCUCACCUGAUAACAAUUAUGUAGAAGACUCAGCUGACUUUGUGAGCUUUUUUCCAGCAUUUGUGUGGACUCUUAGGGAUUUCUCCCUGGAGCUGAAAACAGACGGAGAACCCAUCACUCCCGAUGACUACCUGGAGCUUUCGCUGAAGCUAAGAAAAGGUACUGAUAAAAAAAGUAAAAGCUUUAAUGAUCCUCGUUUGUGCAUUCGAAAGUUCUUCCCCAAGAGGAAGUGCUUCGUCUUCGAUCGGCCCGCUCGGGGGAAGUACCUUCCCCACUUGGAGCAGUUGAAGGAGGAAGAUCUAAACCCUGAUUUCAUAGAACAAGUUGCAGAAUUUUGUUCCUACAUCCUCAGCCAUUCCAGUGUCAAGAGUCUCUCAGGUGGCAUCACAGUCAAUGGGCCUCGUCUAGAGAGCCUGGUGCUGACCUAUAUUAGUGCUAUCAGCAGUGGGGAUCUGCCCUGCAUGGAGAAUGCAGUCCGGGCCUUGGCCCAGUUAGAGAACUCAGCUGCAGUGGAAAAGGCUGUUGCCCACUAUAACCAGCAGAUGAGCCAGAAGGUGCAGCUGCCCACAGAAACCCUCCAGGAGCUGCUGGACCUACACAGGGACAGUGAGAGAGAGGCCAUUGAAGUCUUCAUGAAGAACUCUUUCAAGGACGUGGAUCACAAGUUCCAGAGGAAAUUAGGGGCCCAGCUGGAAGCAAGGCGAGAUGACUUUUGUGAGCAGAAUUCAAAAGCAUCAUCAGAUUGCUGCAUGGCUUUACUUCAGGAUAUAUUUAGCCCUUUAGAAGAAGAUGUCAAGCAGGGAACAUUUUCUAAACCAGGAGGUUACCGUCUUUUUAUUCAGAAGCAGCAGGAGCUGAAGAAUAAGUACUACCAGGUGCCAAGGAAGGGGAUACAGGCUGAAGAAGUGCUGAAAAAAUACUUGGAGUCCAAGGAGGAUGUGGCUGAUUCACUUCUACAAACUGAUCAGUCACUCUCAGAAAAGGAAAAAGCGAUUGAAGUGGAACGUAUAAAGGCUGAAUCUGCAGAAGCUGCAAUGAAAAUGUUGGAGGAAAUACAAAAGAAGAAUGAGAAGAUGAUGGAAGAGAAAGAGAAGAGUUAUCAGGAACAUGUGAAACAAUUGACUGAGAAGAUGGAGCGUGAUAAGGCCCAGUUAAUGGCGGAGCAAGAGAAGACCAUCACAUGUAAACUUAAGGAACAGGAACUCCUUCUCAAAGAGGGAUUCCAGAAUGAGAGCAAGAGACUUCAGAAGGAGAUACAAGAUAUCCAGAUGAGAGAAAGAUCAUCGAACUCAACAUGUAACAUACUCUAAAAGUCCAAGGAGAAAAGUUUGCCUACCUAGCUCCCUCUCUCCAAGGAACAAGGUGAAUGAGCAACUCCAGUGUGUCGAACAACUGCCAUUAAACUUAACUCAAAAUCAUGAUGUGAGCAUUUUUGUUGGACAAUAAAGUUUGCAAAGUGAAGGUUCAA